CGGCCGCGGCGGCGGGCCAGCGGGGGGGAGGGACGGGCACCAGAGGGGUUUGGAGCCUCGCAGCCUCGCGGUCGCUUUGGCAGCAUGUAAGCAACUUCUUGCCAAGAACCCAGGACACCGCUGAGAAAAGGGGGCCUUGGGGAGAAGACUAUCCAGAGGAAACCAAUGCCAGGAGCGUCUGGAAUUACACUCUCCACAGGCAGCAUGAGACAUUCUGUGCCAGCAUCUGUGUCCUGCUGGCAAAGACUGUAGCUGUCCAGGUAGGAGGGUCCUGGAAGCAGCGUGCACCAGGAGCCUCUAGAGAGGAAGAAUGGGGCCAGAUAUGAACUCUCUACAAUGAACCAAUUUUCAGCUUAUGAAGGAAUUUUAAGUAAAACAGUUAUUUAAUUUCUACAUAUUCAAGUUCAGUAGCCUUCUGUGUGAAGUGCCAGCAGUCACCUCCCUCCACAGGAGUUAUCAGGAUAUUUCUGGCACCACGUUGAACUCUUCUUGGUAUUUCUGGCAAUGACCGAUCAUCAGGACAGAUUUAUCUGCUAAAUGCUCUUGGGCAGGAAAAAAGUAAAACUCUGGAAGCAGUAUAAGGGUAGCAGAGCGGAGAUCCCUCCCUUGCUGCUCACCGUCACAGAAAGUCAGCCUGGACUCAGAUGCUCACACUGAAGAUUGAUCCUGCCUCAUUCACCUCCAAAGCCCGUCUGUUCCGGGGAGAUCGGGUGUUUUGGGGCUGCCUCCUGUGGCCCUUUUUAUUAUCAUUCCCCUCCCAUGCUCUCUAUGAUGUGAACUUUGGAAUGGAGUUUGUUUUCCGUUGGGAACUUGCUCUCUUUCCCCGGCUGGUGCUGUCUGAGAGGACCAUCUGAAGGCUGUGCUUUGUUUUUGGGGAGGAGGGCAUGGCCUUGCCUGGACCCUCCACCAUGUUCCUGUUGCUGCCUUUUGAUAGCCUGAUUGUCAACCUUCUGGGCAUCUCCCUGACUGUCCUCUUCACCCUCCUCCUUGUUUUCAUCAUAGUCCCCGCUAUUUUUGGAGUCUCCUUUGGUAUUCGAAAGCUCUACAUGAAAACUUUGUUAAAAAUUUUUGCGUGGGCGACCUUGAGAAUGGAGAGAGGAGCCAAAGAGAAGAACCACCAACUCUACAAGCCCUACACCAAUGGAAUUAUUGCAAAAGAUCCCACUUCACUAGAAGAAGAGAUCAAAGAAAUUCGUCGAAGUGGUAGCAGUAAGGCUCUGGAUAAUACUCCAGAGUUUGAGCUCUCUGACAUUUUCUACUUUUGCCGGAAAGGAAUGGAGACCAUUAUGGAUGAUGAGGUGACAAAGAGAUUCUCAGCGGAGGAGUUGGAGUCCUGGAACCUGCUGAGCAGAACCAAUUACAACUUCCAGUACAUCAGCCUCCGGCUCACUAUCCUAUGGGGCUUAGGAGUGCUGAUUCGGUAUUGCUUCCUCCUGCCUCUCAGGAUCGCUCUCGCUUUCACAGGGAUUAGCCUUCUGGUGGUGGGCACAACUGUGGUGGGAUACUUGCCGAAUGGGAGGUUUAAGGAGUUCCUGAGUAAACACGUUCACUUAAUGUGUUACCGGAUCUGCGUGCGAGCCCUGACAGCCAUCAUCACAUACCACGACAGGAAAAACAGGCCUAGAAACGGUGGCAUCUGUGUGGCCAAUCAUACCUCUCCUAUUGACGUCAUCAUUUUAGCCAGUGAUGGCUAUUAUGCCAUGGUGGGUCAAGUGCACGGAGGACUCAUGGGUGUGAUUCAGAGAGCCAUGGUGAAGGCCUGCCCUCAUGUCUGGUUUGAGCGGUCUGAGGUGAAAGAUCGCCACCUGGUGGCUAAAAGACUGACUGAGCACGUGCAGGAUAAAAGCAAACUACCUAUCCUCAUCUUCCCAGAGGGAACCUGCAUCAAUAAUACAUCUGUGAUGAUGUUCAAAAAGGGAAGUUUUGAAAUUGGAGCCACGGUUUACCCUGUUGCUAUCAAGUAUGACCCUCAGUUCGGUGAUGCCUUCUGGAACAGCAGCAAGUAUGGGAUGGUGACGUACCUGCUGAGAAUGAUGACCAGCUGGGCCAUCGUCUGCAGUGUUUGGUACCUGCCUCCCAUGACCAGAGAGACAGAUGAAGAUGCCGUCCAGUUUGCAAAUAGGGUGAAAUCCGCCAUAGCCAGGCAGGGAGGACUCGUGGACCUGCUGUGGGAUGGUGGUCUGAAGAGGGAGAAGGUGAAGGAUGCUUUCAAAGAGGAGCAGCAGAAGCUGUACAGCAAGAUGAUCGUUGGGAACCACGAGGACAGGAGCCGGUCUUGAGCCCACACCUCGCGCUGGCCGGAGCCACCGUGCCCGAAUCCUGGCACUCCUGAUGGGAGCCAGCUGGAGUCUUUGCCGCCGCCCCCACUGCUGCAUUCCUUCCAGGCUCGGGUCUUCGGGCUGCUCUGGAUCCUGGCGCCAGCUUCUUCAGAGCCGCAGGCCCCCGGGCUUGCCCUCUGAAGCGAGUGCUACUGGGUGUUGCCACCCAGGACGAGAGGCCUUCUUGUUUCUUUUACACUUAAGUCCAUUGGAGGAAUGAAUGCCAUUAAAGUCAGCCCUCCACCUGUG
Messenger RNA from Eptesicus fuscus (big brown bat), 2567 nucleotides. It is a transcript of the gene GPAT4, whose product is annotated as glycerol-3-phosphate acyltransferase 4. The record is from RefSeq and is a predicted model, not a curated record. Gene Ontology annotation, molecular function: glycerol-3-phosphate O-acyltransferase activity. NCBI's taxonomy places the organism in Eukaryota, Metazoa, Chordata, Mammalia, Chiroptera, Vespertilionidae. The transcript is spliced from 13 exons. The coding region runs from base 885 to 2279 and encodes 464 amino acids. Gene Ontology annotation, biological process: triglyceride biosynthetic process. Gene Ontology annotation, cellular component: endoplasmic reticulum.